Messenger RNA from Aureobasidium subglaciale EXF-2481, 1446 nucleotides. RefSeq lists its product as uncharacterized. Bases 1 to 1446 code for a protein of 481 amino acids. Lineage: Eukaryota; Fungi; Ascomycota; Dothideomycetes; Dothideales; Saccotheciaceae. Gene Ontology annotation, biological process: aromatic amino acid biosynthetic process. The record is from RefSeq and is a predicted model, not a curated record. The transcript has 2 exons. Gene Ontology annotation, molecular function: 3-deoxy-7-phosphoheptulonate synthase activity.
AUGGCAGCCAACAACGACUGGACACCGACGUCUUGGCGCUCAAAGCCCAUCAAGCAAGAGGUUGUCUAUGAUGAUCAACUUGCAGUCAACAAGGCUGUGACUAAACUCACCAAUCUACCUCCUCUGGUUACAGCUCACGAAAUCUGGAAACUUCGUGCCUCAUUGCGGGAUGUAGCACUCGGCAAGGCUUUCCUGCUGCAGGGUGGUGACUGUGCCGAACUCUUCUCCUACUGCAAUGCCAGCUCUAUCGACAGCAAGACCAAGCUGCUAUUGCAGAUGUCUCUCGUUCUCAUCUAUGGUGCUAAUAAGCCUGUCGUUCGUAUCGCACGUAUGGCUGGUCAGUACGCCAAGCCCAGAUCUUCACCCAUGGAAAGUCAACCAGAUGGCUCAAAGAUCCCUUCCUUCCGUGGUGACAUCUUAAACGGCUACCCUGCCGAGGAAAGAGCCAUCGAUCCUGGACGUCUCGUCGAGGCCUACUUCCACUCUGCCGCAACUCUGAACUACCUUCGCGCUCAACUGGCCUCUGGAGUCGCUGACCUGCACAACCCCCUAGACUGGAACUUGGGUCACGUGGCCGACCCCGACCUAGCAGAGCGCUACCACAAGAUCGUAGACUCGAUUGCCGAGUCUCUUCGCUUCAUGCGCACAAUCGGCGCAGACACCGCCGGACAACUCCAAACCGUCGACCUCUACACUUCCCAUGAAGGCCUGCUACUCGAGUACGAAAGCGCAAUGACCAGAGAACUCCGCCAUCCCCUCAACAAAUUCUCUGCUUGUGCCGGAACUUCUGCUUCUGUGGCACGUAGCAGUAUCAGUGAUUCCGAAGACGACGAAGAUGAAACGGGUCAUUACAACACUUCUGCCCAUUUCCUGUGGGUAGGCGACCGUACUCGUCAGCCUGAUCACGCUCACAUCGAAUACUUCCGCGGCAUCAUAAACCCCAUCGGCAUCAAAGUAGGACCUACAACUUCCGUCACCGACCUCUGCGAACUCCUCGACAUUGUGAAUCCAAACAAGGAAAUUGGAAAAGUGACCUUGAUCACUAGAUAUGGUGAAGCCAAAGUCUCAGACUUGUUACCUACACACAUCAAAGCAGUUCGACAAAGUGGCCACAUUGUGGUUUGGCAAUGCGAUCCCAUGCAUGGAAAUACUCGCUCCACGGCUACGGGCAUCAAGACUAGAUCUUUCGGCGCCGUGUUUAAUGAGUUGGAAGCGUCUUUGCGCAUUCACCGUGCUUUGGGUAGUGUCCUAGGCGGUGUGCAUCUAGAACUCACAGGCGACGCAGUAACCGAAUGCACGGGUGGUAGUGUAGGCUUGGAAGACGAAGAUUUAGGAAGCAGAUACGAAACUUUCUGCGACCCUAGGUUGAAUGAGAAACAGGCUCUCGAGUUGGCCUUUUUGAUUGCCGGGUUCCAGAGAAAGGGUAGAUCUAGUGUUGCUGUUUGA